AUGGAUGGCCCCCCACCGCCCCCCCCGCCCCACGGCGAGAAACCCAACACCACCCACGGCGAGUACCGCAAAGCCUCCGAUCUGCCCAAGGGGAAUUACGACAUCUUCAUCAUCCCCCCUCACUCAUCGGGCUCCGGCUUCCUCUACCUCCCUUCCCUACAAUGUCAGCGGAAUAGUUUCAUCGCCGGCUCCCUCUCCACCCUGUUUGUCGUCCUCCUGUGGGUCAACCUGGCCCCCCUCCUCCGAACUUGGUAUACGGCCACGGUGACCAGCGGCGGGGGGAUCGGAUUCGCGCUCAUCCUGGCGAUGUGCGUGGGGAUCGCCGGCUGGGCGUUUGGUGCGUCCCAGACCGCCAGUCCGCGCAGCAGCCGGUUUGGCUUUGGCCCGGGAUCCGGGGGUGCAGGCGCGGGCGCAGGUCCCGCGCCGAACCCCUCGGGGGCCAGCUCGGGGGCGAACGAUGGAGGUAGCCACGGGGGACCGCACGGAAACUAUGGGAGCAAUCAUGGGAACUUUGGUGGUCCCCCGCCCGGGAAUCAGUAUGCAGGGAACCAACACAGUGCCGGGGCCCCUCCCCCGCAACCGCCCCCGCCCAAUUUCGAUUCCAAGCCAAACAGCAGCGGUCCGCCCCCGGACAAGGAAUCCAGACCCCAAAGCGGGGACGACUGGGAACGGGCACGGGAGGAGACCCGACGGAAGGAGGAGCUCCGUCGCAAGAUGGAGGAGUUCAAGCGGAAGCGCGAGGCCGAGGCCCGCGAGAAACAGAAGCAGCGCGAGCGCGAGGCCAUGGAACGGGAGAUGCGGGAGCGCCGCGAGCAGUUCGAGAAAGAGAUGGCGGCCGCCAAAGAGGCCGCCACCCGCGAGGCUCAGCGCGAGGCGGCCGAAGCCCGCGCGCGCAUCGAACGAGAGGCCGCUGAGGCCCGGGCUAAGGCCCAACGGGAGGCCGCCGAAGCGCGGGCCAAAGCCGAGAGAGACGCCGCCGAGGCGAGGGCCAAAGCGGAGCGCGAAGUCGCCGAGACCCGGAAACGUGACGAGCGCGCCGCGGCGGAGCUCAAGGCCAAGCGGGAGCAAGAAGCGGCCGAGGCGAAGGCGCGAGCCGAGAAACAGGCGGCGGAAAAGGAGGCCGCCGCCAAAGCGGCCGCCAAGAAGGAAGCCGAUGCCAAAUUUGCUGCCCUCAAAGAGGCCGCCGCAAAGAAAUACGCCGAGAAGAAGGCCCGGGACGCGCAGGAAGCUGCCGCCAAAGAGGCCGCCGCCAAACCCCCCAGCCAGGCAUCCACGCCCACCCCGACGCCUCGAACGCCAUCCCCAAAGAAGUCGGCCCCCACCACCGCUCGCCCCGACGAUGCGAGUUCCUUUCGACCCUACGAUCGCCCCCGACGGCCCUACGGGGGCACCUCGGCAUCCUCCGCUUACUCCGAAUCAUCCUACGCUGCCUCCCAGUCCACCGCACGCACGUCCCCGGCGCCCUCGGUGCGGCGCGCCUACGAGACCAAGGACCCGGACAAGAUCGUCAUCAAAGGGGUCUAUGUCUUCAAUAACGCAUUUCUACGCACCCCCGUGGCGCAGCUGGUGUCCGGGGAAGGCAUGGUGACGGACGGCCUAGUCCUCCGGAUUACCACGGAGGGGCUCUUCAUCGACGACGACAUUCGGGGGGUACCGCAGCGCGAAUGGGACGUCAAGGCCUGGACGAUGAAGCUCGUCGAGGUAUGGUGUCCGCAGUUUGCGAAGACGAAACCGGCAGGGCCCAAGCCCAGCAACUCGUUCUUCCGCCGCGCCCCCGGCGAGCCGACGGCCGAGGAGUCGGACGCCUUCCUGGUCAGCCUGCUCAAGGUCUGCAAGAACACGUGCCGCCUCGCGUCGCCCGGCUGCUUCAGCCGGACCAGCGGGCUCAGCGCCGCGGAGCUGGCGAGUCUGCACGUGCUGCGGGCGACGAUCCGCGACCAGGAAGGCCGACGGUACCUGUUCGUGCUGCAGGAGACCGAAGGCUGGAAGGUGGGCAUUGGCCUGCAGCGACUGCGCAAGAGCUCGCAGGUGCGCGCCCUCGGGGUGACGGGCAUGCCAGCCAGCGACAGUCGCACGGCCCUGGGGCAACUGGGAUACGCUUAG
This is a messenger RNA of Aspergillus candidus, 2103 nucleotides long. RefSeq lists its product as uncharacterized. Gene Ontology annotation, biological process: mitochondrion organization. The record is from RefSeq and is a predicted model, not a curated record. NCBI's taxonomy places the organism in Eukaryota, Fungi, Ascomycota, Eurotiomycetes, Eurotiales, Aspergillaceae. The transcript has a single exon. Gene Ontology annotation, cellular component: mitochondrion. Bases 1 to 2103 code for a protein of 700 amino acids. Gene Ontology annotation, molecular function: zinc ion binding.